This is a messenger RNA of Sinocyclocheilus grahami, 2228 nucleotides long. It is a transcript of the gene cox7a2l, whose product is annotated as cytochrome c oxidase subunit 7A2 like. The record is from RefSeq and is a predicted model, not a curated record. Gene Ontology annotation, cellular component: respiratory chain complex IV. The transcript has 3 exons. NCBI's taxonomy places the organism in Eukaryota, Metazoa, Chordata, Actinopteri, Cypriniformes, Cyprinidae. Bases 114 to 461 code for a protein of 115 amino acids. Gene Ontology annotation, biological process: regulation of oxidative phosphorylation; mitochondrial electron transport, cytochrome c to oxygen; mitochondrial respirasome assembly.
ACGUUGGUUUGCCAAUCCGCCAAAAAACUCGAGAGAAGAAGAAGAAGAAGAAGAAGAAGUCUUCCCGACGGUCACUAUCACCUCGUCCUCGCCGGUUACCACUUAUUAAUAAAAUGUAUUACAAAUUUAGUGGAUUUACACAAAGACUGACGGGAGCCGUGUCAUCCUCCGCCUACAGCCCGCAGGGAUUGAGGUCAAAUGUACCUUCUGAAUCCCCUACCAUCAUCUUUACCACCCCAACUAAACUGGUGUCUGAAUCGAGUGCUGCAGUGGAGUAUAUGGGCGGCAACAAGGUGCCAGACCUCCAGAGGAUAUUUCAGGCAUCAGAUGAGAUUCCUGUUCAUCUGAAGCGUGGUGUUCCAGACAGACUCUUGUACAGGACCACCAUGGCACUGACAGUCGGGGGAGCUCUCUACUGUCUUGUAGCUCUUUAUAUAGCAGCACAGCCCAAAAACAAAUGAACUGUACCCAGCCUAUUUUCAUUGACUCACAUCGUCAGCAUUGAAAUAACAUUUGCGAUAUGUAACCUUCUGGUAUUUAUUAUGAACAUUAGCAAUAUGCCUCUCAGCAUUAAUCACCAUGAACAGACACUCUGUCCUGACAAAGCUUUUGCUACACAAUGCUGUUUUUACUUGUGUCCUGUAUCAGCUCUGUCCUUACAGAUGGGAUGCUGUUAGUUAGAACAGUGGUUCUCAAUCUUUGUCAUUUCAAGGCCCCAAAAGUCAAUAUUUGAUGGCCCCCCCUUACACAUACAUUUGUCAUCUUGUUCUUCUGCUGAAAUGACAACAAAAACAUGCUUGUUUUUAAUCCUUUUUAUUUAAAGAAACUAGGGUGAUAAUUAUUACUUUCAGGGUAAUUACUUUCUAGAACAUACUCCUAAAAAUAAAGGUUCCAACAGGGGGUUUUCACAUCAAUACCAUAGAAAAGCCAUUUUUGGUUCCCAAAAGAACAAUUAAGUGAACAGUUCUUAAAAGAAUAAUUUUUUUCUUAGUGGGAAGAAUAUGUUUUCACUUGAAAGAACCUUUAGUGCAAUGUAAAGGUUCCAUGAAUGUUAAAGUUUCUUCACGGAACCUCUGAUGCCAAUAAAUGAGCCUUUAUUUUUAAAAGUAUAAUAAACACAAUGCAAAAAAAAAAAGUUAUUUAAUGUUAUAUAAUAUUAAUAACUUUGCUAAAGAAUACAUUCAAAUAGUUAAAUUAAACUGCUUAUGUUAAAUAUUUUGAGACAUUUUGGAGCUUACUGAGACCCCCUGUUUGAGAACCACUGUAGGGUUCAAGACCUAUAGCCCUAACGGACAAUAAACCCUUCACUCUCAACCCCGUUUAUUCCUCAUCAGCACAGGAUGGUCUAAACCUGUGUGAUGGCUGACAGAUUGUGGUAAUCAUGUUUUGAUGAUACGGUGGGACCUCACACUUUUCAGUAGUGUUGAUUGGUCUAAUGUGUUACACACUCUGGCAUGUUAAAUAUGCCUCUGUGAAGCACACAAGGAGUACGAGAAAUCUAUAGGAAGUACUUUAAUGCUUGUAGAAGAUGUGCAGAAUAUUCUGUAAAUGUGGAACUGUAUUGAAGAGAAUCAUGGGUGAGGUGAAUGCAUUUGAUGCCAUGCACAUUUCUGCCACUGAAUGCAAUAAUACCAUAUUUAAGGUCACACCUUUCCACAGUUUUGGAUAUAUUUAAUACACUUCAGGACGUGAAAUGCUGCUGUGCCUCUCAUGCACCACUUUCCCAAGCAAUGUAUGUGUAAAGUGAAGCAAAAACUGUUUGUUUGUGAAAUAGACAUUCAUUUAAUUUAUGUUUUGGCCCUCUGAGAUGUACAUAUUUAAUUUAAAAGAACUUGGAACCAAAUUAAAAAUCAUGACCCUUUGACAUCUGUACUUCUUUAGUUUGCCUCAUUUUUGAAGUAUGACAUUCAGUAUGGUAUUUUACAUCUAAAAAUGCACUCACCCUCAGGCCAUCUAAGAUGUAGAAGAGUUUGUUUCUUCAUCUGAACAGAUUUUGAGAAAUUUAGCAUUGCAUCACUUACCAAUGAAUCCUCUGUAGCAAAUGGGUCCAAACAGCUGAUGUAAACUUUAAAAUAAUUCACAAGACUCCAUUGCAUUAGUUAAUGUUUUGUGAAGUGAAAGGCCAUGUGUUUGUAAGAAGCAAACCCAUCAAGAUAUUUUUACUCAAAAACCAAAGACUCCAUAAUAAUGCUUCCUCCAGUGAAAGUCCAUUCGUUCUUGUCUUCUCA